Serinus canaria (Common canary) is the source of this 2360-nucleotide messenger RNA. RefSeq names its product CDK5 regulatory subunit associated protein 1 like 1 (gene CDKAL1). Gene Ontology annotation, molecular function: 4 iron, 4 sulfur cluster binding; tRNA (N(6)-L-threonylcarbamoyladenosine(37)-C(2))-methylthiotransferase activity. Lineage: Eukaryota; Metazoa; Chordata; Aves; Passeriformes; Fringillidae. The coding region runs from base 122 to 1870 and encodes 582 amino acids. The transcript is spliced from 16 exons. The record is from RefSeq and is a predicted model, not a curated record. Gene Ontology annotation, cellular component: endoplasmic reticulum. Gene Ontology annotation, biological process: tRNA methylthiolation.
CUCCGCCGGCCGCCGUCCUGGCGCCGCCGCGCGCGCGAGGCCUCGGGGCGGGGCGCGAUGGCGGAGCCCGGGUGAGACGCGGGUUUACUGUCCAAGAGGAUUUAUACCUUACUUAAAAAAGAUGCCUGCUGCCUGUGAGUCAGUGCUUGAGGAUAUUGAAGACAUUGUGUCAGCAGAAGAUUUGAAGCCUCACGAUCGGCAGUUUGUGAGAAGGAAUGUUUUUCCCAAAGUGCGAAAACGCAACUCCCAGAAGAACGUUCAGACAGAUGAUGAGCCCCCAAGUGACAGCAUUAUUCCUGGUGUUCAGAAAAUCUGGAUUCGUACAUGGGGAUGUUCUCACAAUAAUUCAGAUGGUGAAUACAUGGCUGGACAGCUGGCCGCAUAUGGAUACAAAAUUACAGACAACGCUGCUGAAGCAGAUUUAUGGUUGCUGAACAGUUGUACAGUAAAAAAUCCUGCUGAGGACCACUUCAGAAACUCAAUCAAGAAAGCCCAAGAAGGGAAGAAGAAAGUUGUUCUAGCAGGCUGCGUACCACAAGCUCAGCCUCGCCAGGAGUACCUGAAAGGCUUAAGUAUUAUAGGGGUUCAGCAGAUAGAUCGUGUAGUAGAAGUUGUGGAGGAAACUAUUAAAGGUCAUUCUGUGAGACUGCUGGGUCAGAAAAAGGAUAAUGGAAAACGUUUGGGGGGAGCACGACUGGAUUUGCCAAAGAUUAGGAAGAAUCCACUGAUAGAAAUAAUUUCCAUCAAUACAGGGUGUCUCAAUGCAUGUACCUACUGUAAAACUAAGCAUGCCAGAGGAGAUCUAGCAAGUUAUCCUAUUGAAGAACUGGUGGACAGAGCCAAGCAGUCUUUUCAAGAGGGUGUUUGUGAGAUAUGGCUGACCAGUGAAGACACAGGGGCUUAUGGCAGAGACAUUGGCACAGACCUCCCCACGCUUCUGUGGAAGCUGGUUGAAGUUAUUCCUGAGGGAGCUAUGCUGAGGCUUGGCAUGACAAACCCUCCCUAUAUUUUAGAGCAUCUGGAGGAAAUGGCCAAGAUUCUCAAUCAUCCAAGGGUGUAUGCUUUUCUGCACAUACCAGUCCAGUCAGCCUCUGACAGUGUGCUCAUGGACAUGAAAAGAGAAUACUGUGUGGCAGACUUCAAACAAGUAGUGGAUUUCCUUAAAGAAAAAGUGCCUGGAAUAACAAUUGCUACAGACAUAAUUUGUGGAUUUCCAGGAGAGACAGAUGAAGAUUUUCAAGAAACUAUGAAACUUGUAGAAGUGUACAGGUUUCCAAGCUUGUUUAUUAAUCAAUUCUACCCACGUCCAGGAACCCCAGCUGCAAAAAUGCCUCAAGUUCCAGCUGCAGUGAAGAAACAGAGGACAAAGGAUCUGUCCCAGCUGUUUCAUUCAUACAAUCCAUAUGAUCAUAAGGUUGGUGAGAGGCAGAGAGUUCUGGUGACAGAAGAAUCCUUUGACUCCAAUUACUACGUUGCUCACAAUCCUUUCUAUGAGCAGGUUCUUGUGCCAAAGGAUCCUCUGUUAAUGGGUAAGAUGGUAGAAGUGAAUAUUUAUGAAGCUGGGAAACAUUUUAUGAAGGGGCAGCCAGUAUCAGAUGCCAGAGUUCAUACUGCAUCCAUCAGCAGACCGUUAGCAAAAGGAGAAGUUUCUGGUUUAACAGAGGAGUUCCGACGUUCAGCCCAGAACGGCACAAAGUGGAAAGCACAGCCUUCUGCUGAGAUCCCAGUGAAAACACAGCUCAGCUCCUGGAUGGCUUUGCAGCUGCCAUGGCAACAAGAGGGAGGUGGACUGAAGAUCCUGUCUGUCAGCCUGGCUCUACUGGCAGUUCUUGUUAUGUUUUACUAUGGAGGAAUGAAAACAGAACUGUGAACUGAAUGGGGCUUUUAUUAAAACAAUGAAACUGCUGUUCAAAAUCUUCAAAGGAAACACUUUUACCAACAAAUCUUUUUUUAUUUUAGAAAAAAAAAGCUAAUAGAAAUUGGGCAAUAAUUUGUACUCACUCUAUGCCUUUCCUGUCAUUCAAAGGAGAGAAUGUCAGUAAGCUGUGGGAAGGCCUAUCUUGCCAAAACCUGAGAUCCUUGGUUGGUAGAACAGGUUGUUACAUCUUUCCUUUUCUUUUUUUCCUAAAAUGAUGAAAUGUUUGCAUUACAUGCUUUUUUCAUAUUUGCUGUAUCAGGUAAAAUCGCAUUAAGUUUAUAAGGAAUCUUUCUAUUGAGUGAUAUUGGUCAUCUUUUAUCAGUAGAUUAUUUAAAGCUUACCUAAAGAUUUUGCUUGAUGCAGUGUGAUCGUUUGGUAUCUGUCUUUUUCCAUUAGAAUGAGCACUGCAAGACCAUUAAAGUUUGUUAUUUGUUGCUAUUUA